AAAUAGUCGAUAAAAUUCGGAGAGCUGAAAAAUUGGUCGAAAAAAUCGUCGGAGAAUCAGUAUGAGUACCCCACGGGAGGUUUUUACGAUAUCCCAGGCAAAAGUACCUGAAGUAGACGGCAAGAUGGACCAAGAUCAUCAUGACACUGGUUACUUUGCGGUUAGCAGUACUGCUGACCUAACACCUAUGAAAAGGGCUGGUAGUGGCACUGAAAAGGAAAGGGAUGGUCGAGCGACAUGGUUACUAGUCUUGAGUGGAAUGGCUACGACCUUUGGAGCAUCUUUACCUGUCGGAUACAAUAUUGGAGUUAUAAAUGCUCCUUCAGCUGUGAUACAGAAGUGGUGUUCGGAAGCUCUGUUGCAACGAUACAGUAUCACGCUGACUCCAGCCACAUUAGCUAUUGUUUGGUCGACAAUUGUGUCGAUUUUCCUGAUUGGAGGAAUGAUUGGAUCUCUAGCCGGCAGCUGGUUUGCUCAUCAAAUUGGCAGAAAAGGAACGUUAAUAGUGAGCGGUGUAUUGGGUGUAGUCGCUGGCAUCCUAUUUCUAACCUGUAAAGAUCCACACCUUAUAGAAUUUAUAUUUAUUGGGAGAUUUCUAGUUGGAUUAUCGUCAGGUCUAAUAACAGGAGUUAUGCCCAUGUAUCUCUGUGAAAUAGCGCCGCCCAAUCUGAGGGUGAGUGAUGGGUGUCCUAUGCCCACUUGGACUAACAUUUGGCGUUGUUUCCUCACAGUUUAUGGGCAUGAGUUGGAUUUUAGGAACUGAACAACACUGGCACCAUCUGUUGGCCCUCUAUGCAAUUCUUAUAUCUUCUGUGGUCUGGCUCUACCUUUCAUGCCAGAAAGCCCUAAAUACUUGUAUUACAUCAAGGGACUCAAACAGCGGGCUUG
Nilaparvata lugens (brown planthopper) is the source of this 888-nucleotide messenger RNA. RefSeq names its product solute carrier family 2, facilitated glucose transporter member 3-like. The record is from RefSeq and is a predicted model, not a curated record. The coding region runs from base 62 to 763 and encodes 233 amino acids. NCBI's taxonomy places the organism in Eukaryota, Metazoa, Arthropoda, Insecta, Hemiptera, Delphacidae. Gene Ontology annotation, cellular component: membrane. Gene Ontology annotation, molecular function: hexose transmembrane transporter activity. The transcript is spliced from 7 exons. Gene Ontology annotation, biological process: monosaccharide transmembrane transport.